Messenger RNA from Penicillium canariense, 2343 nucleotides. RefSeq names its product M13 family metallopeptidase. The transcript has 6 exons. Lineage: Eukaryota; Fungi; Ascomycota; Eurotiomycetes; Eurotiales; Aspergillaceae. Gene Ontology annotation, cellular component: plasma membrane. The record is from RefSeq and is a predicted model, not a curated record. Gene Ontology annotation, molecular function: metalloendopeptidase activity. Bases 1 to 2343 code for a protein of 780 amino acids. Gene Ontology annotation, biological process: protein processing.
AUGGCAAAGCCAUUCCACAGCGAGGACGACAAAGCGGGGACGAUCUUGAUUAACACGUUGGAGCUUGAAGAGGAGCAAGGGCUUCUGAGCAAUGGAUAUGAUUUUGGGAGGGAGAACAAUGCUUUUGUCCAGAGCGCACCGCAUGGUCGGCGAUGCUGUAAACAAAGAGCGCGUCUCCUUGGCAGGAUCAAAAGCGCCGUGACAGUUGGCUGCAUGGGUCUUCUUCUUUAUGGCUUGCUACGAUCGUACAACAGCACGCCGACCGAGACCACCGAGCCAUCUUCCCCGUAUCCGCAAUCACCACCUGCCAUCUGUCAGACACCAGAAUGCAUUCAUGCAGCAUCGGAAAUAAUCUACAACUUGGAUCCCAACUAUGACAAAGUUGACCCCUGCACUGACUUCGACCAGUUCGUUUGCGGUGGAUGGCGAGAGCGCCAUGAUAUGCGAGCUGAUCAGGGCUCGAUCUUUGCUGGGACGAUCAUGGCAGAGAACUCUCAAACCCGGCUGCGCCAUAUACUGGAGCUCUCGGAACCUCCGGAGUCGGCUGAUGUGGAAAACUUCGAGAAGCUCAAGGCUGGAUACGAUGCUUGUUUGGACGAGUCCUCGAUCAGAAAACGUGGCGCCCAGCCUUUGGCCGACUUGCUAGCGGCGCUACAGAAUAUCUAUCCUCCCAAGAGUGGGCUUGUCGCAGGAACACAGGAUCAUCUUACUCGCGCGAUCCUAUUCCUGAUGGAAUUGGGUGUUGAGGCUUUGGUGUCCUCCAGUGUUUCUCCCGACGAUCGGGACCCUGAUAAUGUGGUGAUAUUUGCCUCCCCACCUCGAGAAAUUGGACUCCCGGCGAGAGAAUACUAUAAUGACACUGAGACACUGGCCGACUACUCGCGGGUCUUGAAGGAGACACUUCAAGAAUUCGGUGGAAACGCCAAGAUUGCUGAAGAUAUAGUCGCCCUUGAAACAAAGCUCGCACAGGUGACCCCGGACACAGCAACCCAGGAGGACGUUACCAAAUACUACAACCCACACAGCAUCAAGGAAACCGAGUCGUUAGUUCCCGAGAUCUCCUUUGCAGAUAUUAUUACGGAGCUGGCACCGCACGACUAUAAGGGCAAUCGCUUGAUCGUGGGAUCACCCUCUUACAUGAAGGACUUGUCUGACAUUCUGAAUGAUGCCUCUCGGGAAACGGUGUCGUUCUUCUUGCAGUGGAAGCUCAUCCAGGCAUACUCUGCUAGCAUUGAAGAUGACAAGAUUACUCCUCUUCGACAGUUCAACAAUAAGCUCCAAGGCAAGGAUCCGCAAGCGACCGAAGAACGAUGGCGCAAGUGCCUCAGACGCCUAGAUGAAGGUCUCGGCUGGAGCCUCAGUCGCUUCUAUAUUCUUGACUCAUUUUCAGAGGAGUCGAAGAAACUGGGCGAUCAAGUUGUGUCUGAUAUCAAGGAACGAUUCGUUUUCACCCUGACCCAAACCUCAUGGAUGUCCCCCGACGUGCGGAAGCUUGGUAUAAAGAAGGUGGAGAACAUUGUUCAAAAGAUCGGAUACCCAACCAAGAGUCCCAAUGUGUUGGAUGCGCAGGAUGUGGAGAAGUACUAUCGCGACCUGGCCGUGUCCGACGAAAAGUACUUCGAGAAUGAAGUUGCCGUGGCCAAGUUCCAUCUCCGUAACGAGUGGUCCAAAUUGGGGAAACCGACCAACCGGGAUGAAUGGGAUAUGACUGCGCCAACCGUUAAUGCCUACUAUAACCCUCCAGGAAACGAGAUUGUCUUCCCUGCCGGCAUCAUGCAGCCCCCAGCGUUCUACGGGCCUGCUGCCCCCUUAUACCUGGCCUAUGGUGCGUUCGGUGCUGUCAGUGGCCAUGAGCUCUCUCAUGCAUUCGAUUCCACCGGUCGGCACUACGACGAGACUGGAAACUAUACAAAUUGGUGGGAUGACGACACCGUCAAGGCCUUUGAGGAGCGAGCCCAGUGCUUUGUAGACCAAUAUUCGCAGUUCACUGUUGACGGCCCUGGCGAUAAGGUUCUACAUGUCAAUGGACGGUUGACGCUAGGCGAGAACAUCGCUGAUGCGGGCGGCCUGACGGCCUCGUUCCACGCCUGGAAGAAGCAUGAUGAGGCAUCUCCGGAUCUUCACCUGCCCGGCCUGGAUGCUUUUAGCAAGGAGCAGCUAUUCUUCAUCUCUUACGGAAACUGGUGGUGUGGCAAGAGCACCAAGGAGGCUGCAGAGCAAGCCAUCUACAACGACCCGCAUGCGCCCAAGUCCGCACGGAUCAUUGAAACCAUGGCGAACUCACGAGAGUUCAAGGAUGCAUUCAGCUGCCCCGAGAAGAAGCCUGCCUGCAAGCUUUGGUAA